GGGGUAUUGAAUCCCGACUUCAUCCUCCUUCACGAGUAAAAGCUCAUCACUUAGUAUCAAUUAUCCUAGGCAAAGCGAUAAUCGCCGACAGAAAUUAGAAUGUCCGAUACGCAGAGUGAAAACUCCGAUUAUGAUCAUUUUGCCUCAAUUCCUUGGUGUGCUCCACAUCUUCGCGGCUCAAGGAUCAUCACUGGAUCGCCAAGAAGUCGAAUAGUAAAACCAAAUGGCGAAGAUUCUUUAUACGCGGAAACUUUGAAAUCGCAAAGCACUAUACUAGCGAUGCUAGAGGUUUAUGAAGAGCCUGAAUCACCUACCGAACGCGUGGAUUCUCUUAAAACAUUCAUCACUUUGGGCUCCGGCUUGAACGGAUAUCCAGAUGUGUGUCACGGAGGCAUUGUAUCGGCGAUUCUAGAUGAAGUUACCAACCUUCUUAUCCCGGUAAAUCAACAAAGGGGUUUCAUUCCUGAUGUACCAUACAUGACGGCUUAUCUUAACACGACAUUUUUGAUGCCUGUUCCUACUUGCGCGACUAUUUUAGCGCAGGCUCGGAUAUUGAAGGUUGAGGGUCGAAAGUAUCUCUCAGAAGGUUGGAUUGAAGACGCGAACGGCUCCAUCUUGGCGCGUGCCGAAGUCUUAUAUGUGGCUCUCAAGAGCUCUUUAUAAGGGAAGCCCUGCCACAGAGCAUUUCGACGGAUGCGACCGAGGCGAAGGCCCGGUUAUAUUUCCAGCCCGAUGCUAUUCGUAUGAAGCCUGCAUCGCAGGCCUUUCCCUAGCUGGCUUGCAUAGGGGGGUGGUGGGAAAAGGUACCAUCGCAGGCUAUACACAUGGGGAAACGUUUCUCUACCAAAAGGAUUCGGGGGGGGUUGGGAGGGUUGAUACGAUAUGAGGUUCAGCUAAAGCUG
Molecule: messenger RNA, 902 nt
Organism: Hypoxylon trugodes
Lineage: Eukaryota; Fungi; Ascomycota; Sordariomycetes; Xylariales; Hypoxylaceae
Product: HotDog domain-containing protein
Exons: 1
Coding region: 100-663 (187 amino acids)
Source: RefSeq, a predicted model, not a curated record